This is a messenger RNA of Neodiprion fabricii, 2785 nucleotides long. RefSeq names its product cytosolic purine 5'-nucleotidase (gene Nt5b). Bases 454 to 2355 code for a protein of 633 amino acids. Gene Ontology annotation, molecular function: 5'-nucleotidase activity. The record is from RefSeq and is a predicted model, not a curated record. Lineage: Eukaryota; Metazoa; Arthropoda; Insecta; Hymenoptera; Diprionidae. The transcript has 10 exons.
AUGCAACGAACAGUGACGAAACAGCUAAACAUGUUGCACAUGCAUGUAACAGUGUGUAUUAUUGUUACAAUAUUUUUCUGCAGUAGACAAUACAAAGUGAGAGAAACUUGUAAAAGUGGGUUGGGCCACUUGAAAAGUAGACAGAAAAUUUAACCCAGAAAUUAGUUGUAAAAUAGUAACUCGGCACUUAAUGGUGUCGAGCAAGGUGGAAGUGAAAUUGAACAAACGUAAAUUGAAGCGGAAAAACGUUCGUAAGGGGCACGAAAGUCGAGCGCCUGAAGCAGCGGAUUGCCGAACUUUCAGCGCGAGCAGUUGAUAUUUGAGGUUAUGUUACGGCCGAGGUCACUCUAAAUUGGAUUAAAUUUACGCAAUACCAGCGAUGCAACCUCAUUGUUCAGUGGCCAAGUACUCGAUUAGUGAAAUAGCUACGUUUCAAUCCAACUCAACGGUGACAUGAAUGCGAUUAAAUCAUGCAGAAACGGGCCAGUUUUCGUCUUACCAAAAAUUUUCGUGCUCGGGAUACAGACGGACAAACGGACGGCGCUACGGGCAAAGUCGUCGUCGUCUGCUACUUUGACAGCUCCGCUGCGUGUUAGACAGCCUAAAUUUAUCAUGGAUAAUUACAACAAUAUGGAAACCCUAAAGUCAUCACCAACAACGCCGCAGAAUGACAGUGACAACAGUUCAAGCAAAAAAUGGUACCGCCAAGCAACUCAGCGAAUAUUUGUCAAUAGAAGUCUGCAUCUCGAAAAUAUCAAGUUCUAUGGAUUCGAUAUGGACUACACAUUGGCUGAGUACAAAUCGCCGCAGUACGAACAGCUGGGUUUCAAUCUUCUCAAGGAUCACUUAGUGUCUCUGGGCUACCCGGAAGAAAUUAAAGAAUUCGAAUACGAUCCGAGUUUCCCUGUAAGAGGCUUAUGGUUCGAUACUCUUUAUGGAAAUUUAUUGAAGGUUGACGCCUACGGAAACAUUCUCGUAUGCGUCCACGGUUUUGAAUUUCUCAAACACUCCCAAGUUUACGAACUUUAUCCAAACAAGUUCUUGCAGCUCGACGAAUCGCGUGUUUACGUACUAAACACUUUGUUCAACUUACCUGAGACUUACCUGCUGGCGUGUUUGAUAGACUUUUUCACAAACUCACCUCAGUACACACCAGAAAAGACUGGCGUAAAGGCCGGCGAGCUCACUAUGAGUUUCAAGAGUAUUUUUCAAGAUGUCAGGAACGCCGUUGACUGGAUACAUCUCCAGGGAGAUCUGAAAACCAGAACUAUACAGAAUUUGGACGACUAUGUUAAAAAGGACGAAAGGCUACCGAUGUUCUUGACAAGGAUCAGAGAGAAUGGUGCCAAAGUUUUUUUACUCACAAACAGCGACUACGUGUUUACAGAUAAAAUUAUGACCUACCUCUUUGACUUUCCUCACGGAGCGAGACCAGAGGAUCCCCACAGAAAUUGGAAAACUUAUUUCGACAUUAUUGUUGUCGAUGCUAGUAAACCACUGUUCUUUGGCGAGGGUACGAUCCUCCGUCAAGUUGACACCAAGACUGGGGCAUUGAAAUUGGGAACUCAUAGAGGACCUUUACACUUAGGCGAAGUAUAUUCAGGCGGUUCGUGCGACGUAUUCACUGAACUAAUUGGCGCCAAGGGCAAAGACGUUCUAUACAUUGGUGAUCACAUUUUUGGUGAUAUAUUGAAAAGCAAAAAAAUACGGGGUUGGAGGACAUUCUUAAUCGUUCCUGAACUCGUUCAGGAACUUCAUGUUUGGACAGACAAAUGUCAGCUGUUUGCAGAACUCCAAAGCCUUGACGUUAUGCUCGGGGAAAUGUACAAAAAUUUAGAUAGCAGUACAAAAGAGAAACCAGACAUCUCAAAACUUCGGGCGUCGAUAAGGGAUGUUACGCACAAAAUGGACUUGGCUUAUGGUAUGAUGGGUUCUCUAUUUCGCAGCGGAAGUAGGCAGACGUUUUUCAGCAGCCAGGUCGUGAGGUAUGCCGACCUCUAUGCGGCAACGUUCCUGAAUCUUAUUUACUAUCCGUUUUCCUACAUGUUUAGAGCACCUGCAAUGCUGAUGCCUCAUGAAAGUACGGUCGCACAUGAGCAGAGAUUUGUUAUGGAAACUCCAAUGAUCAGUCGAUCUCGCACAUUCAAGCUCACAGACGAGGAAGAAGAUCAGGGAAAAGUAUUCAGCGGAUUAGUUGACAUCGAUCAUACAGGGAGCCAGAUACCACAUGCAAGACCUGAAACACCUAGAAAUGUGACACAUACUCACGACGAAGAUUGUAGCGACGAAGAUAGCGACUCGCAAAAGCAGGCCAAUAUCGAAGCACGUAAAUUGUCAUUGAGAGAAGUAAAUUAGAUAAGCCGUUAGAUGUUGACUAUUGAUUAUUCAGUUUUUAAACUACUCGAAUUUUGGCUUUCACCACUGGUCAAAUUGUUUGAAGCUUUUAGCCCGUUUAUAGGCAAAGAAACAAUUGAUAAUUCUACACGUUGGCGUGCUGUGUAAUUAAAAUAUUGCCGAUAGUCUUUAUGUAAUAUACAUGAUAUUGUAUACGACGAAAAAAAUUUAGUUAUAAUAAUUAUUGUUAAGCAACAAAAAAGGACUAGCAACGCCGACGGGUGAAUUCAACACGUUGAGAGGGCAAUAUGCCCAGUCGUUUACUUAGAUUAAGAAGAAAUGUUAAACAAAUUUUUAGAUAUCUAGAGACGUUGUAUAUCAUCUGACAAUAUUGUAAUCGUUACAUAUUACCGUAUAUGAUAUGAAAUUAUAAUAAAUUAUUUUUUAUUUA